AAGAAACUGAGUCUGGUCUCUCUCUUCAUCUCUGGUGGCAGAAUUCAGCCAAUCGUACGUAAGCGGUAUCUCACUUGUUCUCUAUUGUUGUUGUCGCUAUCAGAUCUCGUCAUUCUGUUGUUGUGGCUUAACUGCAUGCAAUUGUUUUGUUGUUGAUUGUGUAAACACCUUUGGUCGGAGUUGUUCCCAUGGAUAAAGCUUGGGUCUGGUUACCAAGGAAUAGCCUUGAGUAUGAGGAAGGAGCAACUAAGUUUGUGCUUGAUGCAACAAGUUGUUUGGGUAAUGUAUUAGCUAUGUUCUGUCCUUGCGUUGAUUGCCGGAAUGUGGUUCAUCAGUCAAAUGAGACAGUGUUGGAGCAUCUAGUGAUUAGAGGGAUGGAUCUUAAGUACAAGAGAAGCAAAUGUUGGAGUAAACACGGGGAGAUAAGUGAUAAGACAACAGAUGUUCAUGCGUCUGAAAAUGAGGCUUAUGACUUGUUUAGGACAGCUUUUAUGGAAAGCGAGGGCAAGCAAUCAUCUCAGCAGAAUAAUGUAGAAGAGUCUGAAACAGUAGAGACAUUAGGUACAUUAGCAGGAUGUAAGGUGAAGGGGAAGCAAGCUUGUAAUGUUUGUGGGAAGGAUACACCUCACAGAUGGUUAAAGUUCAGUCGCAAGCAUGUUUAUAUGGGAAACAGAAGGCCUUUGAGGCCUGAUCAUCCUUACAGGCGUAGGAAAGUUUGGUUUGACAAUACAGUUGAGCUUGGUAUUGCAGUGAGUCGUAUCUGCAAUUUCUUCAAUAGAUUGUGCCAACGUGUAAUUGAUCCAGAGAAGCUUGUUACAUUAGAAUCAGAGGUUAUAGAAACAAUGUGCCAGUACAUGAAGACACUUAAGGCAUAUGUGAAGAAUUUUGCAAGGCCAGAAGCUUGUAUGGCUGAGGGCUACUUGGCUGGUGAAUGCAUUGCAUUCUGUUUGGAGUUCCUCCAGAAAUCUGUUCCAGUACAAGAAACUCUUAAUCGUAAUGAAGAUCUUGAAGCAGAUCAACAAAUUCUUGAAGGCAGACCACUACAUAAAGCUACAGAAAAGACUCUUACAGAUAAAGAACGAGACAUAGCUCAUCGGUAUAUUCUCAUGAAUACAGCAGUCAUGGAACCAUACAUUGAGUUCCCACAAUGGAUCAAAGAUAAGAUACCAAGUAACUCAAAAGAUCAUUCUAGUAGACUGAGAUGGCUUGCAUUUGGACCAAGACAUAUUGCUCAAAGUUACAAGGGGUAUAUAAUUAAUGGUCAGCGGUUCCACACUGAUGAUGUCAAGAGGAAAACCCAGAAUAGUGGAUAUCAUGUGCCUGUACUGCUAGAUGACUGGAGACAGCUUGAUCAAAGGACAAAAGAUGUUAUGUGGGAAGAAAUUCAGGGGAGGUUUAAUUUAAAAGAUGAUUGGCAGAAAGAAUCAGUAUUUAAGCAAAUGGGUGGUCUGUGGAGGGCUGCCAAAUCCAAGCUUGUUACCAAAGUGAGAUCUACUAAAAGCAAAGUUGCUCUACAGCAACUGAAGCCUAGCAACGUCCAAUGUACAUCAGCCUGGAACAGUUGGGUUAAGAACAAAAACACAGCAGCUUUUAAGGAACGAAGUGAGAAAUACAGGCAACUGAGGAAGGGUCAAAUUCCUCAUACUACAAGCCGCAAGGGAAUGACUCGCUUAGCUGAUGAGAUGAAAAAAAACAGUUCUGAUCCUAGAAAAGUUACUAGAAGUAAGGUGUGGAUAGCAGGACAUACACAUUCUGAUGGGAGACCUGUGAGGGAAGAGUUUGCAGAAACUAUUGAAAUGAUCAAGACCAUUGAUAGUGAAAUGGACUCCACCACAUCCACGGAUAAUGUUAGGGAAGAUGCUGUGAGUCAGAAUCUUGAAGCUUCUCAAGCAGAAUUGAAAAGUAAGCUUGAAAGUUUGCAGAAUCUGGUUAGUAACUUAGCUAGUAAAAAGAGACAGACUAAUGAUGUUUCCAUGUCUGACUUAAGCAAUGUUAGCAAAGGAGGUGUUAGGUGCCAGCUUCUUGAUUGGUGUUCAAAUGUUGAGGUGGUUGUUGGUGAAGGAGAAUUCUGCUCCAGUGAACACACAUAUAAGAUUGGUAGAAUACCAUUGGGUCGCAAUGCAGCUGCUGUACUUGUGAAGUCCACAACAGUUAUACAUGCAUCUGUCUGGAGACCUACUCCAACCAUUUUCACACUUAAUGAAGCUGUUGGACAUAAAAUUGCAUGGCCACUUGACAAGAUUAUAUUGGAUGAGGAUAUUAACUUGUCCCAACCUACUAAGUCUGUCGAAUCAGAGCAGCCAACAGAUGAAUCACUAGGAAGAAUUAAAAUCUUUCAGUAUUGGAGUGGAGAUGAUGAUUUGAUUGCUGAAGGUAUGUUGUUGUCAACUGACCAUAAUGAAUUGGUGGAUGGUAGACCUCUGGGACAUGGUGCUGCAGUUGUUAAGGUCCUGGAGGUGGUUAAACCUGAGGCUUAUCUGUGGAGACCAAAUCCUCCAAUCUCAUUGAUGAGUGAUGCACUAAAUGAGACCAUCGCAUGGCCUAUUGAUAGAAUACAACUCCUUGAUGUACCUGCAAAUGAUGAAUCAACCAGAAAAUCACCUCAAAGUGCAACUACUCCCAGUUCUACUACUCCCAGCACUGCUAGUAGCAAAGGUGCUAAGCAGAAGUGUUUUCUAUUAGAUAUUGAUAACACUGGGCAGAGAGUUGCAAUAGGUCGGGUGUCUUCAACUGAUCCAGCAGAGAAGGUCCAUCACGUCCCUUUAGGUGCCAACGCUAGCAAGGUCUGGGUAGAGGUUUCCAAGGUUGAGGGUGCACGAGUGUGGAGAGCAAAUUCUGAAGUUAAAUUCAUUGCUGAUGCAGUAGGAACCACUGUGGCUUGGCCUAAUGACAAGAUUAUAUUCAUGUGAUUUGAGUUUUAGUACUUUUGAACUAAGUGUUUAAAAAUGUAAAACUUAUGUUUGACUCUUUUGGAACAAAUAAUUAAUGAAGUAUUUGAUAAAAU
This is a messenger RNA of Arabidopsis arenosa, 3004 nucleotides long. The record is from the annotation of a GenBank genome assembly. Lineage: Eukaryota; Viridiplantae; Streptophyta; Magnoliopsida; Brassicales; Brassicaceae.